AUGAUACAUGCUAACAUCCUUCCUCUGCCGGCGCAGUUAUCCUCGCGGUCGGCCUCUAGUAACCCCACCCCGCAUUCGGAGUUCACAGGACCUCCGUCAUUAGGAGUAUCGAUAUCCAAUUGGAUCACACGGUCGGCUUGUCGCCAAACAGUGUGUAUAGCAAGGCGCGAGCAGGAGAAGUCUAAACGGAGUCGCCGAGGCUCAUUAUUAAGAAAGCUGGCAGGCUCACGUGAGAACGCGAAGCGAUUCCUUCGCUUGCGGUCGUCUGGAAUCCAGACGCCUUUGCAACGUCCGGCUCCGCGUCGUGCACGACCAGUCUCGGAGAUUAUACUGUCGCCGACAUCGGCCCAUUUGGACGAGAUGCGAUUCGAGUCCUCGUCUACAGAGGUACUGCCUCAACCCGUACCGGAGCACCAUAUUUCAACGGUCGAUGCGACCAUUCCAUUUGCUCCGCUGCGAAAUGAGAAGAUUGUCGCCACAGGGAGUGGUAUCUCUGUUGGUAUCGCCCUUACAGAGCCGGUUCUUUACUUGCAAGGCUAUGAUCAACAUGACCCGAGCAGUAAAAAGUCCGCGAUCUUGCGGGGACAGAUACAUUUGAAAGUUACCAAAUGUGUAAAGAUCAAAAAGAUCUCGGUCUGCUUCCGCGGCCAUGCUCAGACCGACUGGCCAGAUGGUAUCCCGCCUAAGAAGAUUCACUUCCACGACAAAAAGGACCUUUUUACCCAUGGAGUGGUUUAUUUCAACCACGGUGAUACUGCGCUCAUGCAAAAUGAUUAUGGUGCGCAUUAUUACCAACACGCCAAACCGAUUUCAUCCGCACCAGGCAAGGAGGGAGUCACGAUGACAACCCGAGAGCUAUUUUCAAAUCGCAACUCCACAGCCACCCUCGCCCCACCCACCACUCGCGAAGUCAAACGCCUCUCUUUGCAAGCCAAUCGCGGUCAUUCGCGCAGCUUCAGCAAAAACGAGCCCCCGACCACCCAAAACCAACCCCAGCGCAACUACCGCAUGUUCCCCGUGGGCGAUUAUUUGUACAGCUUUGAGUUCCCAAUCGAUGGGUCAUUACCAGAGACGAUCAAGACCGAUCUAGGCUCUGUCAGAUAUGAUCUGGAGGCAAUGGUGGAACGAUCAGGUGCAUUCCGACCCAAUCUUCUCGGCACCAUGGAGAUUCCCGUCAUUCGUACUCCCGCUGAGGGCUCACUAGAGCAAGUCGAACCGAUUGCGAUUUCACGGAAUUGGGAAGACCAACUUCACUAUGAUAUCGUCAUCUCGGGGAAAUCCUUCCCGCUCGGCUCACAGAUCCCGAUUGCAUUCAAAUUGACUCCAUUAGCAAAAGUGGAGUGCCACCGAAUCAAGGUCUAUGUGACGGAGAACAUCCAGCAUUGGACGGCAGACAAGAGCGUACACCGGUUGCAGCCAGCGAAAAAAGUAUUGCUUUUCGAAAAACGGGCAGACUCCAAUAGUGUGAGCACAUAUCCUGGCAGUUCCAUGCGUGUUACCGCAGGUGGUGGCAUCGAUUGGGAUCACCGCGCCGCUGCCGCAAGAGGGCAGGAGAUCGUGAAUCGGAAUCGGACGAAUUUGCUGGGCAACUUGUCAAAUGAUUCUGGUGUCGGUCCAACUGAAAUGGAAUUCAAUGUGCAGCUGCCUAGCUGCCACGAAAUGAAGGGCCGGGACGAGAGCCAGCGGCUGCAUUUCGAUACCACAUAUGAGAAUAUCCAGAUCAAUCACUGGAUCAAAAUUGUCCUCCGUCUAUCCAAGGUUGACGAGAGGGACCCCACAAAACGAAGACACUUCGAAAUCUCCAUCGAUUCACCUUUCCACAUCCUCUCCUGUAAGGCCACCCAGGCCAAUAUCUACCUGCCGGCUUAUACAACGCCGGCCGAGGACCCCGUCCCUCCAGCUCAAGAAUUCGAAUGCGGAUGUCCCGGUGCCCCUCUCGCACCCGGAGAGCAAGCGGUCUCCCUAGCGUCAUCUGAUCGUGAAGACGGCAACUCUCCUCUGGCAUCUCUAGGUCGCCAUGACUCAACGGGCCACGCCUUCUCGCGCAGUUUCACCAACGGCUCCGGUGGCCUCGCCCGACCCCCACAAGCACACCUCGCAACGCCACCACACGACCGCAAUACCCCCACCCCGCCCCGCCCAAUGCAUCUGCUCCGCGCACCCUCAUAUGCUCCACCUGCUUUUGAAGAUGUUCCUCCCGCACCGCCGCUCGUCACUCCGCCCCCAGAGUACGAUACCAUUGUCGGUGACGACCGCGAGGCCGUCCUCGAAGAUUACUUCUCGCGAUUAUCUUUCUACGAAGAAAACGAGGACGAUGACCGUGGCCGUGGCCGCGUUGAUGUACCCCUCACACCGGGUGGACGCAUCAACCGCAGUAUGGACGUGCCUCGCGAAUGGGUGCGACUGGAAGAUCAUUUCCAGUGA
Penicillium paradoxum is the source of this 2424-nucleotide messenger RNA. Its product is annotated as arrestin family protein. Gene Ontology annotation, biological process: ubiquitin-dependent endocytosis. Bases 1 to 2424 code for a protein of 807 amino acids. The record is from RefSeq and is a predicted model, not a curated record. Gene Ontology annotation, molecular function: ubiquitin protein ligase binding; protein-macromolecule adaptor activity. The transcript is spliced from 3 exons. NCBI's taxonomy places the organism in Eukaryota, Fungi, Ascomycota, Eurotiomycetes, Eurotiales, Aspergillaceae. Gene Ontology annotation, cellular component: cytoplasm; cytosol.